CGCCGUCGAUAGCAUCAGGGGGGCCUACUCGAUUGAAGGUGUCAAUUCCGUGCAGUGACUCCAGACGUGAACCGCACCACCCGAGCACUUUCGAUGGGCUCGCAUAAACUGUAAAAGCAACGAGUAACUUGCUGCGGAACAGCCCAGGGUGAUCGGAGGUGGUCGCCUUAACAAUGGAUCACUUUUCCACCGUACUGCAGCGACCGCCUCAUUUCGAUGAGGAUGGCAGCAACGGAGCCGUCGGAAGCGGUGCGGAUCGAGGUCCACGCGGGGGUUUGCGCGACAUCCUGAACCCGGUGAGCUCAACAACACAGGCCCCGGGAACACCUGGGGCGUCUGCGCCGCCUCGACCGCAGCCGUCGUUCAGCUUGCGAUCCCCUACCCAACAGCCCGACUACCACCGUCCAAAUGCCUACACCGCCUCGCCAUCAACGAUAGGAAACCAGCCGUCGGGAUCCCGCUCAAUUCUCAACAAUCCCUUUGGAUCCGCGCCCGCACCGUCACUGCCGCCACCGUUGCAAGCUCCACCAAGCGUCGGGUCGGCGACGGCACCAUCAGGCCUGCAACAUCCGCCCCGGUCGCCAUUGCACGCGCCUCCGACGUAUUAUUCUCAAGACACCCGGGAUCGUGACUCGAUGCGCGAAAAAUCCGGAACCGGGGGUUUCUACGAUCCAACGACUGACCAUAAUCGAGAGCAUAAUCGUGAGCGUGAGCGCAGGGUUUCGGAAACCGGUUCCUGGCACACCAGUGCGCAAACCUCUCCGCCAAAGCCUCGCGACUCAUACAAUUACUCGCCACCUUCCACGGAGUACUACAACAACGGGGCGUACGGCUCCUCAACAACAGCACCUUAUCGAUCUCGAAGUCCCGUCGCGCCUUCUCGACAAUCUCCAGCGGUGGGACCUGCCAGCCCAUCAACUCGACCGCCCGUCAUCACGUCCCCAAGUUUGAGGCAUAUCCAGAUGCCGAGCGCAACGUCCAACGGAGCUGCCUCAUCGGCGUUGCCGGCGCUGGCACGGACCGAGUCCCCAGCACCCUCCUCAACUAAGACCCCUGCCGCAAGUAAGACGCCGAGUCGCGCAGCGGGCGUCAUGUCCUUUUCCAACAUCCUCUCGAGUUCCGAGCCAUUCCCGAAACCUCGACCGACCUCGCCGAUUCUCGUGGACGAUACACCAGUGGUGACAGAGAGACCGGAGAAGGGGGAGAAAGAGAAGAAGCAGUCCCGCAAGAGCAUCAAGACCUCGCGUAAUUCGGACAUUCGGAGCGCGGACUCGACCCCCAAGAUGCCCCGCAGGCCGGCGCCGCCCAAGGCCGACCUGACCGCAUCAGCACGGGUUGCGGUCAAGAGGUCGGCCAACGGCCUGCCCAAGCACAAGGUCUUCUCUGCCGAAAAGGAAAAGAAGAUCCGAGAACUCAUGGAGCAAUUCGACGCCGACGACGUCGACGAGACAGAUUUUGAAGACGAAUUCCAAGCAUGGAAAGAACGCGCCCAACGCCGCCGGCAGGAAAUGAACCGUCGAGAUAUCGCCCAGCGUCGAGCCCGGCGGCGCGACUACGCCCGCAUUGAGGUCGAGAAGCUUCAAGCACUUGCCGACCUCGGUAAGGGACGCUACUACGAGCUCAACUACGACGAAGCGCUCCAGGAGGUGAGGGAACAGGAGCUGUUCGCCGAGAAAGAGCGGAAGAAAGACAUGCAGCGCAAGAGGCGGCGUGAGAAGUCGAUGGCGACAACCAUGGAUCAACGGGCCGCAGCACUGGCAAGAGCUUCCGCCGCACAGGACGAGGCCGAACGUCAAAAGUAUAUGCGUGAGGCGGAGCGUGCGAACAAGAAGGUUCAGCAAACCAAGUAUAUCCUUCAGAAAGGCCUCAAGGGUCCCGCGCGCAACCUUGGCCCAAUCGAACCGAACCUCGAAGGUGGCACCAUGGCGACUUUCUCCGCCGAGAACAUGGAACCAGGCAAGACAAAAGGCAAGGGCCGAGCUGGAGGCAGGCUCAAGAAAUCGAAGGAGCAGAAGCAAGCCGAAAAGGAAUCUGCCGAAGCUGCCCAAGCCGCGCUGGAUGCUGGUGAAGAACUUCCAAGCAAGGAAGAGACGGCCAAGAUCCGCAUCAAGUUCAGCAAGUCAAAGGGAACCAAGGACGACGCCGACAAGGAGAACAAGGACGUCAAGGAACCCAAGGACAAGGAGCGAGCUGCCGAUGAACCAAAGGAUUCGCUCGAGACCAAGUUCCAGUCCAAGGGGUUCAAUCAAAUAUACGACCAGAUUUGGCGCGACCUGGCAAGGAAAGAUGUGAACAAGGUAUUCAGGCUUGCUACUGAUUCCUACUCAACCAAGGCGUCCAAUCUCAAGAAGACUGCCAUCCUGGCGUCCAAGGAAGCGAAGCGGUGGCAACUCAAGACCAACAAGGGCACCAAGGACCUGCAGGCGCGUGCUAAGCGUGUCAUGCGUGACAUGAUGGGCUUCUGGAAGCGGAACGAGCGUGAAGAGCGUGACCUGCGCAAGGCUGCUGAGAAACAGGAGCUUGAGAACGCUCGGAAGGAGGAAGCCGAUCGCGAAGCUGCCCGCCAGAAGAGGAAACUCAACUUCCUCAUUUCGCAGACCGAGCUGUACUCUCACUUCAUCGGCAAGAAGAUCAAGACGAGCGAGGUCGAGCGUAGCACCGAUCAUCCUGAUGUGGCCACGGAUGACAAGGACAGGAUCCCAGAGCACGCCCUCGACAUUGAGGAGCCCACCGGUCCUGUUGGCGCCAAAGUCACCAAUUUCGAUAGCCUGGAUUUUGAUGCCGAGGAUGAGUCGACGCUCCGCGCCGCCGCCAUGGCCAAUGCACAGAAUGCCAUUGCCGAGGCCCAGAAGAAGGCACGCGACUUCAACAAGGACGAAGCCAACCUCGACGAGGAUGGAGAGAUGAACUUCCAGAACCCCACUGGUAUGGGCGACGUCGAGAUCGAGCAACCCAAGCUGCUCAAUUGCCAGCUCAAGGAGUACCAGCUCAAGGGUCUCAACUGGCUUGUCAACUUGUACGAGCAGGGCAUCAACGGCAUUCUUGCCGACGAGAUGGGUCUUGGCAAGACGGUGCAGUCGAUAUCCGUCAUGGCCUACCUGGCUGAGAGAUACGACAUCUGGGGCCCCUUCCUUGUCGUCGCCCCUGCAUCAACCCUGCACAACUGGCAGCAAGAGAUCACCAAGUUUGUGCCCGAGUUCAAGGUGCUUCCCUACUGGGGUACCGCGGCAGACCGUAAGGUGCUGCGCAAGUUCUGGGAUCGCAAACAUUCGACCUACAAAAAGGACGCCCCGUUCCAUGUCAUGAUUACCUCUUACCAGCUCGUCGUCUCCGAUGUCGCAUACUUCCAGAAGAUGAAGUGGCAGUACAUGAUUUUGGACGAGGCACAGGCUAUCAAGAGCUCACAGAGCUCGCGGUGGAAGUGCCUGUUGGGUUUCCACUGUCGAAACAGGUUGUUGCUGACGGGUACCCCCAUCCAGAACAACAUGCAGGAACUUUGGGCGCUCCUUCACUUUAUCAUGCCGUCGCUGUUUGACUCCCACGACGAGUUCAGCGAGUGGUUCUCCAAGGACAUUGAGUCCCACGCCCAAAGCAACACCAAGCUGAAUGAGGAUCAGCUCAAACGUCUGCACAUGAUCUUGAAGCCGUUCAUGCUCCGCCGCGUCAAGAAGCAUGUCCAAAAAGAACUCGGCGACAAGAUCGAGAUCGACGUGUUCUGCGACCUCACGUACCGCCAGCGGGCCAUGUACUCGAGUCUGCGGAAUCAGAUUAGCAUCAUGGACCUCAUAGAGAAGGCGACCCUCGGCGACGAUGACUCGGCUAGCCUCAUGAACCUCGUCAUGCAGUUCCGCAAGGUCUGCAACCACCCAGAUCUCUUUGAGCGCGCUGAUACCUCGUCGCCUUUCUCCUGUGGCUAUUUUGCCGAGACAGCUUCGUUCGUUCGGGAGGGGACAAAUGUCACUGUGGGCUACUCUACGCGCAGCUUGAUUGAAUACGAACUGCCUCGUCUCGUCUGGCGUGAUGGCGGGCGAUUGCACAAAGCGGGACCUGACAAUACGACCGCCGGUUUCCGCAGCAAGUACCUGGACCAUUUGAUGAACAUCUGGACGCCCGACAACGUUCGCGAUAGCCUGGAGGGCACCGACAACUUUUCAUGGCUGCGCUUUGCCGACACCAGCUUGCAAGAAGUUUCCCGUGCCGGCCAUCAGGAUAUCUUCGCUCGCGCGGUAGAUCUUGCCACGAAGAAGAACCGGUUGGCGGAGAUGAAAAUCGUGUACAGCGAGCCCGAGGACCAGAACUGGACUCCCGCACACGCACUAUUCCAGAUCUGCGAGCGCGAAGACCGCAAGCCACUGGCAGAGAUUACCGAGCAAGGGGUGAUGGGUGACCUCAUGAACGUGGCGCGCUCUACAUUCCGUAAUCUCGGGCUCAGUCGCCUUGAACAGGCGGCACGAGUGCGCGCCACUGCGCCGCCCAUCGACGUUUCGUGCGACAGCCGCGGCUCAGUUAUUGAGCGUGAGAACGUCCUGUUCAACGCACCCAUGCGCAAGGCGCUGUUCGGCCCGACACCCACCGAGGCCAAGGCUUUCGUUACUGAGAAGGUUCCUAUGGAGUUGUAUCCGGCCCCUGCUCUGUUGCCAGCCCCGGACAAUGAGAAGCAGAGAUUCACCAACAUCACGGUGCCAUCCAUGCGCCGGUUUGUCACCGAUUCUGGCAAGCUAGCCAAAUUGGAUGAGCUCUUACGCCAGUUGAAGGAGGGCGGCCACCGUGUCCUUCUCUACUUCCAGAUGACCCGAAUGAUCGAUCUGAUGGAGGAAUACCUCACGUAUCGCAAUUACAAGUACUGCCGUCUUGACGGUUCUACGAAGCUCGAAGACAGACGUGAUACUGUCGCCGACUUCCAGACCCGGCCGGAGAUCUUCAUCUUCCUGCUCUCCACUCGCGCGGGCGGACUCGGUAUCAACCUUACCACCGCCGACACGGUCAUCUUCUAUGACUCGGAUUGGAACCCGACGAUCGACUCCCAGGCCAUGGACCGCGCCCAUCGUCUCGGCCAGACAAAGCAAGUCACUGUUUACCGGCUCAUCACACGCGGCACCAUCGAGGAGCGUAUCCGGAAGCGCGCCAUGCAGAAGGAGGAGGUUCAGCGCGUCGUCAUUACGGGCGGUUCGUCGGCGGGUGGCGGCGGCGUCGACUUCUCGGGCCGUAGGUUGCCCGAGAACCGCAACCGCGACAUCGCCAUGUGGCUCGCAGACGACGAGCAGGCCGAGAUGAUCGAGCGGCGUGAGAAGGAGCUGCUCGAAAGUGGCGAGUAUGACAAGAUACAGAAGAAGCGCGGUGGCAAGCGCAAGCGUGGUGGCGACGGAGCGGCAGCACUCAGUCUGGAUGAUAUGUACCACGAAGGUAAGUCACCUCUUUUUGGUAUUCUUCGAUUCGCUCUCAGAAGGUCACGAGCUGACAUGGCAUCUUGCGUUUAACAGGCGAGGGUCACUU
Thermothelomyces thermophilus ATCC 42464 is the source of this 5493-nucleotide messenger RNA. RefSeq names its product INO80-like protein. Gene Ontology annotation, biological process: chromatin remodeling; DNA-templated transcription; DNA repair. Gene Ontology annotation, cellular component: nucleus; Ino80 complex. The coding region runs from base 174 to 5477 and encodes 1767 amino acids. The transcript is spliced from 3 exons. Lineage: Eukaryota; Fungi; Ascomycota; Sordariomycetes; Sordariales; Chaetomiaceae. The record is from RefSeq and is a predicted model, not a curated record. Gene Ontology annotation, molecular function: DNA binding; histone binding; ATP-dependent chromatin remodeler activity.